ACUUCCAAGGACUGCACCGGUUGCUCUCAAGCUUGUGCUUUCCCAUGCUGCGUUCAGACGUGGGGGAAGGGACAUAGCCCCGGCUCCCAACAUGUGUACUUUUCUCUUCUGAGUCCAGGAAUUGGUUCCUGCAUCUGAGAGGCUGACCACUCUGCUCUGUAUUUUCCUUAUAAAUAAUUUGAUCAUGUGGUAUUCUCGCUUAAACGUAUUUGUUUUGGAAAGUAUUCAACUUGAAAAGAGCAAAUAGUGUGCCAAAGUGUAAUGUUAAAUCCUUUACGUUUGUGUAUUAACUGUACUUCCAGAAAGUAUCAAGUGACACACUUGUGCCCUAAUUCAGUUCCCUUCCAGCGUGAUGAUUUGACAUCUCACCAUGAUGUUGUCUUAACAUUUUCUGUCGUUGCUCCUGGACAGCUGAGGGAACCUGAGCGUCGGGGACACGGAGGUCCAGAGCAGCCCCCGGAGCUGCUGGCUGAAGACGGGCGUGAUCCCUGCAGUGACUUCAGCAAUGAGGAACCGCUGGGAGACUUGGGGGUCAAGGCUGUGAGGAAGGAAGCACCUGGCGCACGUUGAGCUGUGGGCUCUCCUGGACAGCUUUCCUUACUCCAGUGCGGUUUCUCCAAGUUGUCUGAGACAGAGUGUGAAGCCGUUGAGGCCAGUGAUGGAAAUACCGCCUCUGAUGAAAGUUCUAAUGAACAGCCCACAUGCCAUUCAACAGAAGCCAAAGAUGCUCGUUGUCAGAAAAGCCACGACUCCCUUGGUACUAAAGAAUACCAGAAAUUAGCUAACAUCCUAAAUCCAAGUGAAAAAUAUGAUUUUGAUAAAAGUGAGAUUUUAGACCAGAGUAUUUCUUCUGAAUCUGAUGGUGAGAAAAUUUUUUUAAACGCAGCUGAUCACCACUGCAAUUUAGGGGAUGUCACAGAAUCAGAAGACAGUGAUGUCAUCUUUCCCACCCAGUAUACAACACAGGGAUUCUCUACGAACAGUGUGCAGUGUAAGCCGUCCAUGGAUAGAUCUGAAGAUCCUGUAACAGAAAACUAUGUGAAAAUAAUAAAUACUUGUGAUGAUAGAAAGCCUGAUGUCCAACGAAAUGGACUACUUUCAAAACAAUUACAUUCUGAGAACAUGGCCCUGAAAUCUGUGAAAAGAAAUGGCAAUAGUGAUAUUAGUGAUGAGACUGAUGACAUUGAAAUUCCCUCCAAGUCAAGAGUAAGAAAGCAAAGGGCUACUAGUUCUUUGAGGUUUAAGAGAAAAAAAGAAAGUAAAAUGGAACUUCCUAAAACACUGAAGAAAGCAAACCAACUGUGUACAACAGAUGAAAAUUGUAACUCUCAGGCUGUUGAUAAUUUUUCAUCCUCAGAUGAUGGUUUAUCUGUUAGCCACAUCAGUUUCUCUAAACAGAACCAUAGACCAAAAACUAUAAAAGAUAGAGUCAGUUUCUCCUCAAAAUUGCCUAGCCAUAAGAAAAAUAGCACUUUCAGACUAAGAAAACUGAUGAAGUUUUCAAAUGACAGAGUUAUCAAUCAAGAACAGGUGUAUGAAUCCAUGGAUAAAUUCUUAGGUAACUAUCGAUACGUUCUGAAAACGUUUCUUUACAUAUUUGUUUUGUGCAAAUAGUUCUGUAAGAGAUUCUUCAAUUAGCUUGUAAAAUAGUUCUACAAUCAAGAUGUUACAUUGGGGAAGUAGGUGGCAGGAUAAAGGAAGGACCUCCUCAGCCAAGAUAACUUUGUCCCCUACCCCAAGACCUGCCCCCACUCGUGCCCCAUUAAGUACUAAUUAUUCUAACUUUUGCAGUAUUUUUUGCAUUUUUAUGGAAUACACAAAUGUGUAUCCCUAGGCCUGAUAGUUUAGUCUUACCCACUUCUGAAAAAUGUUUAUGUAGUCUCUUUUAAUCUAUAGGAUUCCUCUCCCAUCCCUUUCAUUUUCUCAUGAUUUAUUUGAAGAACCUGGGCCAUCUCUGAAUUUUCCUCAAUUUGCAUUUUGCUGAUUACAUGUACUCUUGAUGCAGUUGAACAUACUCCUCUGUCCUCUACACUUUCUGGAAAUGAACAAUUGGCUCCUGAGACCGUAUCAAACUUGGGUUCAGUUUCCCUGACAAGAUAAAAGUUAGUGUCUGCUAAGACUGUGGGAGGCACACAUGAUCCUGGCAGCCAUUGAUGCUUAAUGCCUGUACCUGUUUAAUUCAUUCACAGUAGCAAAAUGAUAUUUUCCAGAUCUUUUUCAUUUGUUAGUUAAAAUGCUUCUAUAAAGAGAUACCUCUACUCAUCCACUAUUACUUCCCUAGUGAUUCAGUUCAUAUGGAGAAGGCAGGAAAAAUACUUAAUUCCUUUCUUCAUCAAUUUUUAGUAAAUAGAUUCCGUAUCAUCCUCAGAGGAUGAUCCAUUCUUUUCUUAAAAUCAGUAUGAAGUAAUUGAUUCAAACCCAUUUAAUGGAUCUUAAUCCACUGCAGUUAAUAUUGUUGAGGCUCAGUUAUCCCAUCUUUAGGCAGUGGAAAUCUUUGUUCCUGAGACCUUUUGAUGUGAUGUCUUUGAUUGCUAUCUAGUAUUACAAAGUGUCCAGUGUCAUCUCAUACAUUUUUUUCCCCAGGCCCAGAAUCAGUUGUCUCUCCAAGAAGUCUUGGUUUCUUUUAAUUAUGAAAGUGUGUUUUAAGACAACUUGAUCUAAGAAUGAUUGGAGCUAAGAAUGAUCAUUGCUGCUACUAACAUUUCUGGGCCUUUUCCUUGGACAGAUUAUUUGUAUGUAUAUGUGUGUAUGUGUGUGUGUGUGUGUAUAUAUAUACACACACAUUCAUGUAUUUGCAUAUACAUGUUUAUAUUAUGUGUAUGUAUGUAUGUAUAAUUUGCAUAUAAAUGUAUAUGUGCAUUUAUAUACAUAUAUGCAAUUUAUAUAUGAUGAUACAAUAUUUAAUGAGUUUAUAUUGAUACUUCCACACUUACAUUGAUACUUAAUUUGAGGUCCUCAAGCUUUUGCUUGAUCUCUUCUCUGUCACAUUUGUAUACCAUUUCCUCCACCUAGUAAUCCUGGCUCUUAAGCAUAUAGGAAAUUAUUUAAUUAUAAUAUCCCAUAAUUACUCACUUGUUUUAUCCCAUAUUACACAAAAGUCCAGGAAAAAAGAUGCCAGUACUGCCACACUAGGAUUCCUGGAAACAUUAAGGGUUUUAGAGUAUGGUUGCAUACUGUUUCUCCCCAUUCUAAAGGUGGCUGUAUUGUGUCUACAGUGUUGAAGCAUAUGCACAUUGCAUUGUAUAUCCCCCCCUCUCAGACUUCAUAACCAUAAAUUCAGUGCUGCCCAUCGUCCCUCUGUCUCUCCUGUCAUUUUGUUGUCUAAAGGUUAUUUUCUAGUAGAUCCCUCAGGAAGUGCUCAUGAGAAUAAUAGUCCCUGAGAUUCUUACUGAUAAUAGUUUGUGUCCUUUAUACUUAAGGUCAUUUUUGCUGGAUAUAAAAUCCUUGGCUCACACUUUGUUUUUUAGCAUUUUAAAUAUGUAUCUUCAUUUUCUUCUGGCAUGAAGUUUUGUCCCCUGCAUUUGUUUGUUUGUUUGUUUGUUUGUUUUCCUAAAUACCCAAAAGGUUUUCUUCUCUUCAUCAUUUUCCAGUAAUUUUACUAGCUUGUGUUUUGCCUUACUUAGCUCAGGCUGCUGAGUAGCUAAAACAAGAUUUCUCACAGUUCUUCUGGAGGGGAGAAGUCCAAGAUCAAGUUCCAGCACGGGUCAGUUCUCAGGGAGGCACUCUUCCCGGUUUACAGGGGGUUGUCGUCUUGCUGUGUCCUCGCAUGGCAGAGAGAGAAAUCAUCUCCCUUGUGUAUCUGAUUAGGGCACUAAUCCCAUUCAUUAGGACUCUACCCACUUGACCUAAUUACCUCCCAAAGCCCCAACCUCCACAUACUGUCACACUGGGGCCUCCACAUAUGAGUUUUGGGGAGACACAAGCAUUCAGUCCAUGGCAGUGCUGGUUAUUCUUGGUCACUAUUCUCGUAGUAUAGUUUCCACUCAGUUUUUAUUUCAGGAAAUCUUUCCUAUACUAGUAUUUUUCAUAUUUGAUUUGGCUUUCUUUAGGCACUUCUGUUACUCAAAUGUUUGAUUUUUGCCUGUCUUCGGUAUUUGUCACAUCCUCUCGAAUCCCUUCAUAUUUCUUUUUUCUUUCACUUAAAAAAUUUUUGCUUCUAUUUCUCUUAAGGCAUUAUCUAUUAUGUUUAUUCCUUCUUCUGUUCCUUCAAAUUUAGUCUUCAUUUAUGAAAUAAUGUUUUUUUAAUUUCUAAGUCUUUUGUGAGUCUUGACACUCAUUUCUGAGUUAUUCUAAUUCUGAUUUAUGUUGUUGUGUCCUGUAUUUUAUUAUAUUCUUAAAGGUUUUUAAUCUCAUUUUGAAAUCUGCUACAAUUUUUGAAGGGCCCCCAUCCGUAAGAUGGCGAACUUCCUGCUUCUCUUCCAGGUCUUUGGUUCCCGCCGGCGCCACCUGAAGCCCAAUCACCUCUCGCCCCCCUCCCAAUCCCAGUACCUAGCCAAUAGC
Molecule: messenger RNA, 4500 nt
Organism: Manis javanica (Malayan pangolin)
Lineage: Eukaryota; Metazoa; Chordata; Mammalia; Pholidota; Manidae
Source: RefSeq, a predicted model, not a curated record